Molecule: messenger RNA, 456 nt
Organism: Eruca vesicaria subsp. sativa (arugula)
Lineage: Eukaryota; Viridiplantae; Streptophyta; Magnoliopsida; Brassicales; Brassicaceae
Source: the annotation of a GenBank genome assembly
AUGCCUGUGCCAGAUCCAGGGGCUGGGCGAGUAUUCAUCUUUCUCAUAACCUUAUUUCUGUUCCUAUCAAUAGCUGUCGGAGGAGGUUGUUUAAUUGCAUACACAAUCCUCCCUUACCCUCCAGCUUGGCUCUCUUACCUCGGCAUUUUCUUUGUUUGUCUCCCUUGGUCCUUUUGGAUCAUAACCUUUGCCUACCGUAUCCUCUCCCGCACUUUUGGAUUUAGGAUGGUCAUUGGAUCCGGUGGUAACAACAGCACCGCGAAUGUAGAGCCAACGCCGCGGGAUGUUGAUCCUCCAGAGCAAUCUUUAGAACCUCCUGGUGAUGAUCCUGAGGCGAUAGCUCACCCACAAGGGCAAGUUGAAGGGAACCAAUCGAAGAAACGAAUGUCAACCUCCAGCAGUUCUGUCGGUUCACAUGAAAGUGAGUUGCCACUAGCCAUUUCUAUGGGUUCUUGA